CCCAAGUACUGGCCCAGAAGACCCCAUGAUCUUUGUCACAUCAAUAUUGGCCGGUCCUUGAGCUUGAGUCUUCCCUUCUUUGAUAUCAGUGAUGCCCUGGAUGGGCGGCCAACCCCACUUGUCCCCCCUGUAUAUUACCUAUUGUCUCCAUCUUCUUUUCCCUCGUUCCGCUGGAUAAAGGGCUGACAUUUACGCCCGUCUUUUUGCGAUCCCCAGAUUCACCCCGCAGUCACAUCUGAGGGUAACACGUGCCCCACACCUCCAGAGACCCGCCCGCUACUUGCACUUUGGUUUCAUCCACUAUUUCAAUGCCAGUCGCAUACCUUUCCCCCCCUCUCGAGACGUGGUGGGAAUGUCUGUCUUACGUAUCCAAAAGGGAUCUACAACAGCUCCGCCUCGUCUGUAGAUUCUUCGCUCGAAUCUGCUUCAACCCGUUGUUUGAGACGCUCUCUUGGUCGGUCCCCAAUCCAGAUUUCCAGUGGGGGCCUCCGGUCGAAUUAGAAGAUGCACUCAGGGUCCUACGCUCUUUCAUCACCGACGACUCUGCAUCCGAUGUCCACCGCACUGUGCGUCGACUCAACUUUAGGGGCAUCGAACGCGGAUAUCGCACUUGUCUGCGCAGUCCACGCAUCAGUGCGACGUAUAGCUCUUACCUCGCGCUAUUCCGUCAAGCACUUGGUAUGUUCACUGCCCUCUGCGCCCUUAAUUUAAAUGCAGUCACCAUCGACGGUAGGAUGGCUAUGUGUCUACAGAAUCUUUCCUUCCUGUGUACGUUGGAACUUAGCGACUGCGAGAUAACCUCUACCGUCCCUGUUCAGUUGCCCCUGCGCAAUUUCAUGGUAGUAAGUGCUUGGGAUUACCAAGACGCGAAAGUGACUAGGGACGCACUAUGUUUGGUUGCUCCCGAACAUUUGGAAUGGGCAGUCAUUGCAGAUGACCGAUGGACGUCUGCCCUAUUUGCUGCAUGGGGAACCGUGCUGAUGUCGUUCCUCACGCGCCUGACAAUACGCGUCAGACGUGAUCAGUCGGUUCGGUUCCUGGGUUUCCUGCGUCAGUGUCCACGGCUGGACUCACUUUUCCUCGCCCCUGAUUCGACGCUCGACUAUCCCGAAGGCACUUUCUCACCGACCACGAUCCCCAACCUGAGAGUAUACGAGGGUCCUCUGCACCUUGCACACGCGUUCAUUACGGAUCGAAACGUCACCUCUGCACGACUCGACGCUGUAUGCGUCGACGAUCGAAGUGGUAGUCUUACACCUAUGGAGACAAAAUCUGUUGUCGCUGCACUCGAAAUGACGUUGCCGGCCGCAUCACAGGUUCGGACACUCAGAUUAUGCGAAGUGUGCCCCGAUCUUGCUUUGUUGCGGCUCGUUACAAGCUACGUGCGAGAGCUCAGGACGUUGGAACUACGUCUAACCAGCGAUGCCGGGGGUACAAACUUGCAGCCUGAAGAGGCGUCCGAAUUAGCUUCCCAGUCUGCUACAUCCAUAUCGGCUUCUGACCUAGAAGGCGUUUUGCGUGUCGCAGAACAUGCCGGUAUAGCGGUGGACCGUUUGACGGGGUUCCCAACCGAGAAGUAUCCGCCAGUGGAGGUCAGCACCUGCCCACCUUACUCUAGUCUAACUAGCUAAUUCCUGACCUCCAUGGGCGCUUCUUGUUUUACCUCCUGUGUUAUGACGGGUGGGUUUGGUAACAUUCUAGACCGUGCUGGUCUGGAUGGCCCUCGGGCACAUCGUUCUUCCGCCCUUCCUCGAAGAAUUAGACAUCCAGCUUUCAGAUCACUUUCCUCCGACGAAAAGUCUAGUCGCUUCGAAGUUUCCCUUCGUCGGUGCAUGCA
This is a messenger RNA of Pisolithus orientalis, 1837 nucleotides long. RefSeq lists its product as uncharacterized. Bases 309 to 1631 code for a protein of 440 amino acids. The record is from RefSeq and is a predicted model, not a curated record. Gene Ontology annotation, molecular function: protein binding. The transcript has 2 exons. NCBI's taxonomy places the organism in Eukaryota, Fungi, Basidiomycota, Agaricomycetes, Boletales, Pisolithaceae.